AUGCCCUCCGUCUUCUCGUUGACAUCCUUAAUGGACGCCUUCACGAUCAUGCUCAAUACAUCUCUCGUCGAUCCAGAAUCAUGCAAUCGACCAAAUGUGAUUCAAUUACAAACAAUGCACAGUCGUCGAAGCUCGACAGACUCUACGAAAUCUCAGCUUUCGAUGGUGAAAUACGACCAUUCUUCUCUGAAGUUCGUGGGCUUAAGAGGUUCCGUUGUAGUCUUCCAGAGGUUCUUCCGAAAGCUCGAGGUCACAGUCGAACCACCGGAAUCGUUUGGAACCCGUGUAAAAGAUCUUUGCACUCCCCCCUUGUCUCUUUAA
Molecule: messenger RNA, 321 nt
Organism: Laccaria bicolor S238N-H82
Lineage: Eukaryota; Fungi; Basidiomycota; Agaricomycetes; Agaricales; Hydnangiaceae
Exons: 2
Coding region: 1-321 (106 amino acids)
Source: RefSeq, a predicted model, not a curated record